This is a messenger RNA of Lactuca sativa (garden lettuce), 4382 nucleotides long. Its product is annotated as nuclear factor kappa-B-binding-like protein. Gene Ontology annotation, cellular component: Ino80 complex. Lineage: Eukaryota; Viridiplantae; Streptophyta; Magnoliopsida; Asterales; Asteraceae. The record is from RefSeq and is a predicted model, not a curated record.
CGCAGCAACCGUCUCGACUGAGUCACUCAGUCUCCUCCUCCAACGCCAACACCACCAAAAAUCACCAUCUCCCCCCUCUAUCUCUCUGCAGAACUACACGCUUCUUUCUCUCUCUCUCUCUCUAACCCUAAUUGCCCCUUUUCGUCUUUUCAAUUAUUGCCCACAAUCAAACGGCUCAUAUCACUCCACGUCUCCAUCACCAUCAUCUUUCUUCAUCACCGUCUCUCUGCUACCUCACGAAAUUGAUUUUCUAUAAGAUCCCUUUUCUAGGGUUUUCCACACACACAUACACACUCUCGAAGUUCUUGCAGAAAACGCGAUAUCGAAGAAAGAUUUUCGUCCACGAGUGAGCUUCCGCUUUGUGGUUUUAGCACAAUUAAGGGGUUCGUCAUGAAUUGAGGGAAUCAGAGAACUGUGUUAUAGAAUUUUGGUUAUUGGAUGGCGAUUGAAAAGAACAGUUUCAAGGUCGUUGCCAGUGCUCGAUUAGAGUCUGAGUUUUCUUCUCGUAGUCGUGAAGAAAGUAUGUCUAGUGAAGAUGAUGACUUUCAGAGGCGAGGAGGUGUUGAGUUGGAUGAAGAUGAAGACGAUUAUGAAGAUUGUGAUUCCGGUGCAGGUUCUGAUGACUUUGAUUUACUCGAAUUGGGUGAAACUGGUGAAGAAUUUUGUCAAAUUGGGGAUCAAACAUGUAGCAUUCCUUUCGAGUUAUACGAUCUUCCAGGUUUAGGCGAUAUUUUAUCCAUGAAUGUUUGGAACGAUGUUCUUACAGAAGAAGAACGGGUAAGUCUUACAAAAUACCUUCCCGAUAUGGACCAAGAACAUUUCAUGAGAACAAUGAAAGAACUCUUCACUGGUUCCAAUUUUCAUUUUGGAGUUCCAAUACAUAAACUUUUUGACAUGUUAAAGGGAGGUUUAUGUGAGCCAAGAGUCUCACUCUACAGACAGGGACUCGGGUUCUUUCAGAAACACAAACACUAUCACGUCAUCAGAAAGCAUCAGAACACAAUGGUGAAUAAUCUCGUUUCAAUACGCGACGCUUGGACAAAGUGUCGCGGAUACAGCAUUGAAGAAAAGCUUCGUGUGUUGAACAUUAUGAAAAGUCAAAAGAGCUUAAUGUAUGAAAAGAUGGAAGAACAGGAAACCGAUUCAUCUGAAUUUGAAGAAUCCACUGAUUGGGGCAACAAGAAGGUUAAAGAUCGUAAACAGAAACAUGCCCAUUAUCCAGGUUAUCGAUCCAGUCCAACAUUAGCUUUAGAACAACCAAAUAAACAAAACCCAAAAGGAACCCUAAAAGUUUCUGGAUCAAAAAUGGGUUCGGGUUCCAUUGAAGUAAAGCCAGGUCCUUCAGGGUCAACUAGGGCUUAUGGGUUUGUAGGCAAUGAUGAAGAAGAAGAAAGAACAAUGUAUGAUGUUGCUGUUCAUCGAGAUCAUAAUGUUUCAAUAAACAAAUCAGGGAAAAAGUUUAAAGGUGUCCAUGAUGAAUUUCCUGAAACUUACAUGGGUUUACCUGUGUCAUUGAGGACAGAUAUGCAUGCUUUUGGUAGAAACAGAACUGUAAAUUCAUUGUCAGAUAUCAAGGUAUUAACUUCAAGACCUUCUAAUAUAAGGGUACCUUAUGAUUAUGGGAAAAAACUCAAACGCCCUGAGAAUAAUACUCUGUAUACUAGAGGUGAACCAUUAUGGCAUAACCAAGAACAAAUGGAUCCACCCUACAGAAUGGGGCAGAAGAAGGGUAGAAUGGUCAAUAAUGGCGGACGGGUGGUGGCAGCUGCUGAAGGAAUGAAAAUGCUGGCAAAAGGUGAGGAAACAGAGUCGGAUUCAUCUGAACAAUUUGGGGAAGAUGAUGAUGAUAAUAACCCUUUAAUGAGAAGCAAAUGGGCUUACCCUAGUGGUGGAUCGGGUAUAAAACCCGGGUCAAGUUUAAAAAAAGGUAAAAACAAUAAUAAUAAUUCAAGAAAGAAUGGUGAUUUUCGUGAUGUCAUGCUUCCUGGAGGUGAAGAGAUGUAUACUCUGAAAGGAAAACAGAAGGGUAAGUUUAAUAAUACACAUGGGAUCAAUCAUUUUGAUGAUUUUAAUGGUGAUGUUGAAGUUUCUGAAAUGUUUCAAGUGCCCUUGCGAAAAGCGUACCCUGGUGGGAUCGGGAAGAAGCAAAAAGACUAUUCUACCCUUCCGAUGAUUCACAUGAACGAUUAUCUCGAAGACCCUUCUGUUGGAAGGUCUGGUAAAAAAGGUCAAAUCUUUGAAGGGUAUCCUGAAAUGGGAGAUGUAAGGUUAUUAGGGUGCAACUCGGUUAACUCAGUGUCAAAAAAACGAAAGGUAAAAGAUGAAUUGAUGUACAUGGAUGAACAAGAGAAUCUUGGAUACUCAAACUCAAGCCCACAACAACCACUUGAUGAUGUUUCCUUCAUUAAAAAAAGGAAAUGGUCGGAUACAAUUCCUUUUGAAAACAUGAUGAAUGAGCAAAUUAUGGAUACAACAGAGGAAGAUUUGGAGUUAGAAAAUAAAACCCAAAAAAAACCUUUCACUUUAAUCACUCCCACAGUUCACACAGGGUUCUCAUUCUCCAUCAUCCACCUUCUGUCAGCUGUACGCAUGGCAAUGGUCAGUCAACUUCCGGAAGAUUCCAUGGAUGUUGACAAGACUCACAAUGGUGAAGAAACAAAGCAAGAAGUCAUCAAUGGAGGAGAUCAAGGUCCAACAACUUCUGAUCCUUCUUCUGUAAACCCUAAUCUCCCAUCUUUGACCGUGAAAGAUAUAGUCAACCGGGUCCGGUCAAACCCCGGAGACCCAUGCAUUCUUGAAACACAAGAGCCACUUCAAGAUUUAGUACGCGGAGUCUUGAAAAUCUUCUCUUCAAAAACCGCACCUUUAGGAGCAAAAGGAUGGAAAUCCCUCGUUUUAUAUAAAAAAUCAAUCAAAAGCUGGUCAUGGGUGGGCCCCGUUUCUCAAAUUUCAUCCGAUGAUCAAGAAAUAGUCGAACAAGUAACAUCUCCCGAAUCGUGGGGCCUACCCCACAAAAUGCUGGUCAAACUCGUUGACUCAUUCGCCAACUGGCUAAAAAGCGGACAAGAAACAUUACAACAAAUCGGAAGCCUCCCUGCUCCUCCACUAACACUAAUGCAACUCAAUUUGGAUGAAAAGGAAAGAUUCCGUGACUUAAGAGCUCAAAAGAGUUUAAAUACAAUAAACCCGAGUUCCGAAGAAGUCCGGGGGUAUUUUCGGAAAGAAGAAAUAUUGCGGUAUUUGAUCCCGGAUCGUGCGUUCGCGUACACAGCCGUGGACGGUAAAAAGUCAACCGUGGCGCCGUCGAGAAAAGGCGCGGGGAAACCGACGUCGAAAGCGCGGGACCACUUCAUGCUGAAGCGCGACCGGCCGCCACAUGUCACGAUCCUGUGCCUGGUCCGGGACGCAGCUGCUCGGCUGCCCGGAAGCAUCGGGACCCGGGCGGAUGUUUGUACUUUGAUACGGGAUUCUCAAUAUAUAGUGGAAGAUGUGUCGGAUGCUCAAGUGAAUCAGGUUGUGAGUGGGGCGUUGGAUCGGUUGCAUUAUGAGCGGGACCCGUGUGUGCAGUUUGAUGGAGAGAGGAAAUUGUGGGUUUAUUUGCAUAGAGAGAGAGAAGAGGAGGAUUUUGAGGAUGAUGGGACUUCGUCUACUAAGAAAUGGAAGAGGCAGAAGAAGGAAUCCGGUGAGGGUGCGGACCAGGGGAGUGUCACGCUGGCUUACCGUGGGCCCGGGGAACAAACGGGUUUUGAUUUGAGUUCGGAUUUGAAUGUGGACCCCAUGGUUAUGGGUAUGGGUAUGGGUGAUAAAAUGUUGAGUGAAAGGAAUUUGAAUAAUGAGGAUUUUGAUGAUGGGAGAGAGGAAGAUACAGAGGUUUUAAACACAAGUGUAUCUUGAUGAUUUUUUUUUUAUAAAGGACUAUGAUUUGGUGUCGUUAUUCAUACAUACGGGCUUAUCUUUUUGUGCAGAUGAAUGGUCGUGAUGUGAUGUGAUGUGAUGUGAUUGAGCCCCUGCCCUUGCAAAAUGGAAGCUAAUUUGAAAAGGGUGAAUAAAGAAAUAUGGUGUAGUAAUAAAGUGCUCUGAGAAAAGAAUGGAUUUUUGGGGAGAAAUUUAAUGGUUGAAGUUUGGAGGAUGAAAUAUGAAUAUGUAGUAGUUUGGUGGUGGUAUAUAAUUUUUUUUUUUUUUGGUUAAUUAUGAUUUAUGCAUAUAUGCUCUACGGGUUGUUAAUAUGAGGAGACCCAUGGAUUGUUGAUGUCUUUUGUUGACUGAAAACUUUUUAUAUGUUUCUAUGUUUGUAGGGGAGAUGGAGUAUGUGUAUGAUUUUUGGAUACUAAAUACUAACAAAGAGUUUAUAUAAAAAUUACAAGAUGGUUAUUAGUUUAUUA